Microdochium trichocladiopsis is the source of this 1227-nucleotide messenger RNA. RefSeq lists its product as uncharacterized. The coding region runs from base 1 to 1227 and encodes 408 amino acids. Gene Ontology annotation, molecular function: zinc ion transmembrane transporter activity. Gene Ontology annotation, biological process: zinc ion transmembrane transport. The record is from RefSeq and is a predicted model, not a curated record. The transcript is spliced from 6 exons. Lineage: Eukaryota; Fungi; Ascomycota; Sordariomycetes; Xylariales; Microdochiaceae. Gene Ontology annotation, cellular component: plasma membrane.
AUGAGGACGAGGACGUUGAGCGUAUUGAGGUCUCGCGCGUAUGCACGAACUAUCAUCGUGCUACUGAUCCUUGUUGCUUCCGUUCUACAACUGUGGAAGUAUAUAGACUUCAGGAGCUCGUCCGCAACGGAUGUCCUGCAGAAGUCCGAGGCGACAGGAACGCCUCAUGCUCGCAUAGGCCAUCUGCUACUGAGCCCAACGCCGGUUACAGAAGGGGAACAUGAUCACUGCCAUUUUCAUGCCAGCAUAGAACAUUGUGCUGGCCCCUCUCACGGCAUGCCUUCGACAGGGAGUCAUUGUGAAAAGGUUGAUCGAGACUAUGAUAUCCCAACGAGGCUUAUUGCUGUCGUUAUUGUACUCAUUGGGAGCGCCACAGGAGUCUUCUUACCGAUGAUUCUGCAGCCAUCAGCCACGACCACGCACCACCCUAGUCGCCUCACCAUUGCACUCAAGCAAUGUGGCACAGGCGUUAUCAUCUCCACCGCUUUUGUACAUCUGUUCACGCACGCCAACCUGAUGUUUACGAACGAAUGCCUCGCCGACUUCAAUUUCUUCGAGGGCACGACUGCUACCAUAUUCAUGGGUGGGAUAUUCAUCUCGUUUCUCGUAGACCUUGUGGCCCACUCUAGGUCGCACAGACGCGGCACGAAUUCAGUCUCGCGGUCUGCUGCCAAACUCAAGGACGAGGCUUUGAAGAAUGUGAUUUUGCUCGAAGCAGGUAUCAUUUUUCACUCGAUCUUGAUCGGCAUCACGCUUGUCGUCGCUGCGGACGGAUACUUCAUUACUCUCGCUGCAGUGAUCACCCUGCAUCAGAUGUUCGAAGGCCUGGCGCUCGGAACACGACUCGCAUCCAUGAAAGGCGCAUCAGGAAGCGAUGACAGACCCCAGCCCAUCAGGAAUGACCCUACCGAGCCUCUUCUACCUUCCAACGAUAAAUUCCUCCUUGCAACGUGUUUCGCCCUCGUCACUCCGCUGGGCAUGUUGCUCGGUAUCGCCCUGCUGGGCACGUUCAACGGGAAUGAUCCAGGCACGAUCAUUGCCAUCGGCACCCUGGACGCCCUGUCUGCAGGGAUCCUGGCGUGGUUUGGGAUGGUCGAGAUGUGGGCGCAUGACUGGCUGCUGGAUGGGGCCGAAAUGGCUGGACAGAGCUGGGGCACCAUUGUGCUUGGGCUGGGGUCGUUGGUGCUGGGGAUGGCCAUGAUGAGCGUUUUGGGAUUAUGGGCUUGA